Messenger RNA from Episyrphus balteatus (marmalade hoverfly), 1180 nucleotides. Its product is annotated as probable isoaspartyl peptidase/L-asparaginase GA20639. The record is from RefSeq and is a predicted model, not a curated record. The coding region runs from base 70 to 1080 and encodes 336 amino acids. NCBI's taxonomy places the organism in Eukaryota, Metazoa, Arthropoda, Insecta, Diptera, Syrphidae. The transcript is spliced from 3 exons. Gene Ontology annotation, molecular function: asparaginase activity.
UUCUUAUGUAUCGAUAAGAUUUUCAGUUGUGUCUUUCCUUUCUGCUGGUCAAGUUAUUACUUUCUUUAAAUGGCGGCUUUAAAAAGUUUGCUGAUUUUGUCUAUUGUUGCUACAAGUUUCAUAAACAUUGGUUUUGCGCGACAUCAUAAGCUUCCAAUAGUUCUUAUUCAUGGAGGUGCUGGUGAUAUUACUGAUGACAGAAUUGAGGGCAAGCUUAAAGGAGUAAAACUAGCUGCUCAAAUUGGCUAUAUGACCCUUACAAAUGGCGGUAGUGCCCUUGAUGCUGUUGAAGAAGCCGUCCGUUCAAUGGAAUUAGAUGAAAACUUUAAUGCGGGCUAUGGUGCAGUACUAACUUGGGAUGGAGAAGUAGAAGCGGAUGCAUCUAUUAUGAAUGGAGCUAAUCUAAAUGCGGGAUGUGUUUCAAUUGUUAAAAAUAUUUUACAUCCAAUUUCAGUUGCUCGCAGUGUUAUGGAAAAGUCUCAGCACACGUAUCUAGCUGGCGAAGGUGUAAUGCGUUUUGCUAAAGACAAAGGAUUUGAGAUUCUUCCGAAUGGAACUUUGGUUACAGAAUCUGCUAAAAAGGCUUUAGAAAACUAUAAAAAUCAGACUGUUGAAUUAAAAGAAAAUCAUAAAUACUUUGGAGAGCCGGGAACAGUUGGUGCAGUAGCUAUUGAUGCCGAAGGAAAUAUAGCUGCUUCUACUUCAACUGGUGGUUUAACUGGAAUUGGUCGAAUUGGUGAUUCAUCUAUUUUAGGUGCUGGAACGUAUGCUGACAAUGCCAUGGGAGGUAUUUCCGCUACUGGUCAUGGCGAAACAAUAAUGCGUUACAAUUUAGCCUCUCGAAUUUUGCAUCUUAUGAAAUUUAGAGGAAUGUCAGCACAAGAUGCUUCAAAAACUGCUCUCGAAGCAAUGACAAAACAUUUUAAUGAAACAGCUGGAGUGAUCACGAUGGAUGUGUUUGGGGAUGUGGGUAUUUAUUUUACCUCAAAAAGAAUGGCGUGGGCUUAUCAACGGUAUAAUGAAAUUCAUUUUGGUCUUGAAAAAGGCGAUGAUUAUAUGGAAAUAAUUGAUCAAUCAUAAUGUUUGAUACAUGAGAAAUUUGUUAAAUAAAAUACAAAUGUUGGAAAAUGUUUUGUUUUUUGUAAGGGCUAUAUCUUGUAGUUCAACUAACACAUUUGCA